This is a messenger RNA of Penicillium olsonii, 636 nucleotides long. The record is from the annotation of a GenBank genome assembly. NCBI's taxonomy places the organism in Eukaryota, Fungi, Ascomycota, Eurotiomycetes, Eurotiales, Aspergillaceae.
AUGUCCAACCCAAACGCCUACGGCACUCCAGUGUCGGACACGGCCUUCCGCAAAACCUGGGACCGUGAAGAAUACACCAAAAAGGCCGCCGAAGAUGAAGCCAAACGCAAGGCGGAAGGCAAAGCACGCUACGAAGCCAAGCUCCUGGGCAAAAAGUACCACGCCCCAGUCGACUACAGCGCGCUGGAUGAUACGACGGCUCGCAACCAGCGACUGGACGUUGCGUCAAUGGUCGGCAAGACGAUGCUUGUGCCUGCGGGAGCGGGGAUGGGCAAGCGCGGACCAGGCGCGGGAUUCUACUGCAAGGAUUGUGAUUUGACGUUCAAGGACAACUUGCAGCUUGUGGAGCAUUUGAACAGCAAGCAGCAUUUGAUUGCGACGGGGCAGAGUGGGGAGGUGAAGAGGGCUGGAGUUGAGGAGGUUAGGACGCGGUUGAGAAUGCUUUCGCAUCGGAAGAGGGUGAGGGAGGAAGAGGAGAGGAAGGCUUGGCAGCUUGACUUGGGGGUUAGGCUGAAGGAGAGAGAGGAGGCGGAUGCGAAAGAGAGGGAGGAGAAGAGACGGAUCAGAAAUGAGAAGCGGAGGAAGGUCAAGUCUGAAGAUGACAGUUGGGAAGGUCGGCUGGGGAUUAUUUCUUGA